Molecule: messenger RNA, 3146 nt
Organism: Homalodisca vitripennis (glassy-winged sharpshooter)
Lineage: Eukaryota; Metazoa; Arthropoda; Insecta; Hemiptera; Cicadellidae
Gene: Bsg
Product: basigin
Exons: 8
Coding region: 89-1231 (380 amino acids)
Source: RefSeq, a predicted model, not a curated record
AGCAGCUGUUUGUAAUCUUCGAGCAGCAGAAGAGCAGACCAGCGCUGUUAGCUGAAGCUGCCAUUUUGUAGAAGUUUUUCAUUGAAAAAUGGAUUUUCAUCCGAAGUUUACAAUAGGUGCUUUUAGUUUAGUAGUUUUAGUGAUAUUCACGAGAUCGUCUGCCUAUGGAGGCAAUAUCUUAUACGAGGGCAAUGCGACUGUCGAUGAAGGUGAACCGUUUACAAUAAGUUGUUUCCUCACAUUGUUUGAUCCCGUUCAGUGGGAAAAAGAUGGAAAGGUGAUUGUCUCUGAGCCAGGCCCGACAAGUGCCUAUACCUUUCAUGAGGAAAGUGUUGAUGGGAAAGUGAUGGCUAGCCUUGUGGUCAAGAAAGCUUCACCCCAACAUUCUGGAUCAUACAGAUGUAAUACGCUGAGUACUGAGAGCCAUCAAAUUUAUGUGAUCAGUGCAGCAUCUGAACUAACUCCAAAUAGAGACUAUGAUGGGUACAAAGUUUUAAAUUAUGCUGAGCCACUGGUGCUUACAUGCAAUGAAUCAAAUCCCUCUCCUGAUUUCGUCAUGAAAUGGUUAAAAAAUGGCAAGCCUAUACAUACAAGUGAGGGUGAAAGACCUAAUAUUGUAAUAAAAAAUACCUCACUAACAAUCAAUCGGGCUAUGGAUGAUGAUGUAGCUAAUUAUACCUGCCAGUUAGUGAAUGUUAAAGCCAACAAUUCAGUUGUUGCAAGUGCAGACUUUUGGGUUGUUGGCAAGCCAUUUGUGAAAAUACAAGAAACUGUGACUGUCAUAGAGGAGGAGAAACUGAAGCUGGAGUGCAUCGUGCUAGGGAAGCCAGCUCCUACCGUCGAGUGGAGAGUCGGGAACCGAACCUACGACCAAAGCGAUGGCAGGGUGAAGCUAUCCACAGAUCCCAACAAAGGCAUUAAGAACAACAUCCUGGAGUUAGAACCUGUGCAAAUGAGUGAUCGUGGAGAGAUCGUUUGCUCUGGUCACAACGUGGCCACAACCAUUUUUGAUCCCAAUGAGGCUAAGGUCUUUGUCAGAGUUAAAGACAAGUAUGCCGCUCUCUGGCCUUUCCUGGGAAUCUGUGCCGAGGUGAUUGUUCUUUGCGCCGUUAUCUUCAUUUACGAGAAGAAGCGAAACAAAGCUGAGCUUGAGGAGAGUGACACCGACCAGAGCCCUGAACAGAAAAACACACCUGACCACGGAAAGGACUCUGUCCGGCACAGAAAGUAAGAAGCACACCACCACUUGUAUCACGCGGACAAGCUUUCAUCACCUCAUGUAUGUGCGAGUGCCUGUUGUGCUACGAGCGUUCAGUUAUUUGUCUAAUAUAUGUUAUCAAAUCGGAACUAGACAUUCUCAUUCACAAUCAUUCAUUUUAAUUGAAAAACAUUAUCUGAGUGUAUGAUAAAUCGUGUUACCCACGUGCUGCUGUGUGAGGUAAUGUAGAAGUAUUGUUGAUCCUUAUUACAAUUUAUUUUUGUAUCCAGUCUUAUCGUCGGCGACUUCAAAAAUUUAUUUGCCACUAGGAUUGUUGACGGUUUCAACUAUUUAUUGUUAAAGAAGUUCGGACGAAUCGUAUCUUUAAUUUUUUAAACCGAAUUGUAUGUUAAAUGUGGUUUUCUUUGUAGCCUAAAUUUAAUUCUAAGCUUUAAUACCAAACUGUACAGUUACUGUUUUUACAGAUCAUAUUACCUACUCCCUUUUCCCCUCUGUUCGUCUCUAGAGUUGGUAGCUCACACACUUUGUAUGUAGCCGCUUCAAGUGAUGUGUAUAUACAGCAAUAGACAGAGAGCACUUUAAACAACUAUUUACGAUGCCUUGUUUGUAUUUGUAUCUUUCGGACCAAUUCCCCGACACCAUUCCCAACAGCAUGAAGUGAGUUGGUAUUCACAUUCUUUCUGAGCAUAGAAACUUGUUUUAUAUUUUUGUUAUUAUUUAUAUAAUUUAUUUUAUUUUAAUAUUGUGGUUUAUUGAACAUUAUAUUUUUUAACUUUUGGUCACAAUGUUUUAUUGCAUAGUUUUUAAAAUCUACAUCGAAAACAAAAAUAUUAGUUUAUGUUUGUUGGAUCACUAGCUGUUAACUUUUAGUCGAAAUAUUAGAUUUCAUAUAUUACAUUUUACCAUCAGUACAAAAAUGUUUACCUUAUUUGACUUUUUAUUGUGUCUAAAGUCUUCCUGAUGGUAUAGCAGAAAGUGUAAUCCUUUGUACAAUUAUCUAUGCUAGAAAUAACUACCAAAAUACAUUUCCUAUUACUAACACAAAAUUAAUUUAUUAUAUUUUGUGUAGGUUUAAGAUAUAUUAUUUGGGAUAGAAAUAACUGAAGCCUUGUUCAACCAGGCACAAACUAUUAAAUAUUAAACAGCCUAGUUCACAAUUUUAAUGUGAAAGUCUAGUAUAUAUGUAUGUGGACACUUUGCAAUUAUUAAGAAACAAAUGACGUGUGUACAGGUACCUUUUAAUUUGAAUAGAUUCAAACCUUUGGUAUUAUAAAAUCUACGUGUUUAUAUAAUAUUAAGUUUAUAGAUAAAAGACUAGAGUGAAUAAAAGAAUCAUAAAGCUUUUCGGGUUUUCAUGUGAUUAAUAAUAAUGUGGGGUAAAUUAUAACUCAUACGUUAUUUCUCUAACAAAACAUACGUGAAUUCACUGAUUUGAUUCUUUCUCUGUACAAUUUGAAACAAUGAAAAUGAAAGAGGUUCUUUGUGCUUUUUAAAAUCAUUUGUUUAAAAUCUUACCAUAUUUUAAAUUUUACAGUUUUACUAACCUUGCCAUUGCUCCUGGUGUAAAAAGUCCUGUUGUAUGUGACAUUCACAUAUGUAAUAAUGUAACAUCAUAAUGAUGUUCUGGACCUCUUGAUGUUCAUUGUUGUCCCACAUCAUAGUUUACUUUCAUCUGCUCGAAUCCAAGCAAGGUUUCGUAUUUGUUAUUGUUAUUGCCUUAGGGUUAUAGUAUUGUUAAAGUUUAUACAAAAUCUUACAUACGGGAUGUUAUUUCUGUACACAUUGUAUCAUGUCUUUUUUUAAUUGUGUUAUUAUAAGUACAUUGUACUUAAAAGUAAUAUAAAUAUCAAUUUAUUCAAGCUAUGUAGAUAAUGUAUACUGUGUGACCUAACAUUAUAAAUAAAUUACCUAUUAAAGUUAGUUACCA